Messenger RNA from Camponotus floridanus (Florida carpenter ant), 870 nucleotides. It is a transcript of the gene Polr3H, whose product is annotated as DNA-directed RNA polymerase III subunit RPC8. Bases 154 to 768 code for a protein of 204 amino acids. Gene Ontology annotation, cellular component: RNA polymerase III complex. The transcript is spliced from 5 exons. Lineage: Eukaryota; Metazoa; Arthropoda; Insecta; Hymenoptera; Formicidae. Gene Ontology annotation, biological process: DNA-templated transcription; transcription initiation at RNA polymerase III promoter. The record is from RefSeq and is a predicted model, not a curated record.
GCGGGCCAUGACACCUCUCAGUCUUCUCUCUGUAUAUACACGUGGUGUUUAAAUUGUUUGAUUGAUCAUAAUAAAAAGUGCCUAAAAAAAUUUCUAUGUCAAAAUUAUAUUUGAUUGUGUCAUUAGUAUUUUAUCGUGUAAAUAAUAAUAAAGAUGUUUGUGCUUGCGGAAUUAAAAGACACCGUCAGGAUAUUACCGAGCAACUUUAAAUACAAAUUAAAUGAUGUUGUUGCUGAUGAAUUAAACAGAAAACUCGCUAAUAAAGUUUACAAGGAUGUAGGUCUUUGCAUUGUGUUGCAUGAUAUUACGAAGAUCGAAGAAUCAUAUAUUUUUCCAGGAGACGGAGCUUCCCAUACAAAAGUGACGUUUCGAUUUAUCGUGUUUCGUCCAUGGAUAGAAGAAAUAUUAAUAGGAAAAGUUCGCAGUUCUAGUUCCGAAGGUGUACAUGUUACAUUAGGAUUCUUUGAAGAUAUAAUUAUACCACCUCACAAGUUACAACACCCAUCACAUUUUAAUCAAACGCAACAAAUGUGGUUUUGGGUAUAUAAGACUGAAGAUGGAACGGAACAUAAUUUAUAUAUGGAAACAGGAGAUGCUAUACGGUUCAGGGUAGUAGAGGAGAUUUUUGCAGAGACACCUUUACCAUCUACAGUUAAUACUCGUGAUGUAAGCGAAAUACCGGAAACCAAUAAUGUUGCACCAUAUAUUUUACAUGGAUCGAUUGACGAACCUGGUUUGGGUUUACUUAUCUGGUGGAAAGAUGUAUAAUACAUCUCAGUAGGGAGAAUCCUAAAUAAAAAUAAAACAAAAAAGGUAUGAUUAUGUAAAGUACAAUAAAUUCUGGUCAAUAAAUUUUUAUUUUACAGCAUA